Otolemur garnettii (small-eared galago) is the source of this 1308-nucleotide messenger RNA. RefSeq names its product RAB24, member RAS oncogene family (gene RAB24). Lineage: Eukaryota; Metazoa; Chordata; Mammalia; Primates; Galagidae. Gene Ontology annotation, molecular function: GTPase activity; GTP binding. The coding region runs from base 405 to 1016 and encodes 203 amino acids. The record is from RefSeq and is a predicted model, not a curated record. The transcript has 8 exons.
AGUUGCGGCGCGGUAGGUCUGAUCCCCGCCUAAGAGGAGUCUGGGUUCGGUUAGGAAGCUCGGCCGGAGCGGAGCCCAAGCCUGGCAGACAAGCGAGUGAGCAGAAGGGCGAGCGAGUGACGGAGCGGAGAGCUGCACGGCGGCGUGCAGCGCUCUUAAGGACGCCGUCCUGCACGCUCCAGGCCGCCUUAGGUCUUGGGGGACAUCUAACGAUAAUCGGUGCCUGGGGCAAAAGACCGGGGCAUAACGUUUGCUGCCAGAGUACGAGGCCACUACUCUACUUCGAGCCCGACACGCUUGCGGUCAGGGUCUAAGGCUUGGGCGCUGCCAGGACCGAGCGGAGAUCUGGGUUUGCCUCCCGUCCCCGCUCAGGACCCUGACGUGGGUGAGGCGGCCCCGGGAGCAUGAGCGGGCAGCGCGUGGACGUCAAGGUGGUGAUGCUGGGCAAGGAGUACGUGGGCAAGACAAGCCUAGUGGAGCGAUACGUGCACGACCGCUUUUUGGUGGGGCCCUAUCAGAACACUAUAGGGGCUGCCUUCGUGGCCAAGGUAAUGUCUGUCGGAGAUCGGACAGUGACUUUGGGUAUUUGGGACACAGCAGGCUCUGAGCGCUACGAGGCCAUGAGCAGAAUAUACUAUCGGGGUGCUAAGGCUGCCAUCGUGUGCUAUGACCUCACAGACAGCAGCAGUUUUGAGCGAGCAAAGUUCUGGGUGAAGGAACUGCAAAACCUAGAGGAGAGCUGUCAAAUCUACUUAUGUGGCACCAAGAGUGACCUGCUGGAGGAGGAUCGGCGGCGGCGGCGAGUGGACUUCCAUGAUGUUCAAGACUAUGCAGACAAUAUCAAAGCUCAGCUCUUUGAAACAUCCAGCAAGACUGGCCAGAGUGUGGAUGAACUCUUCCAGAAAGUGGCAGAGGAUUACGUCAGUGUGGCUGCUUUCCAGGUGAUGACAGAGGACAAGGGCGUUGAUUUGGGCCAGAAGGCAAACCCCUACUUCUACAGCUGUUGUCAUCACUGAAUCACCACUCACCUGGCCUGGGAGAUUUAAAGGAAUUCCCCAGAGUUUCUGGACUCAGCUCAUCUGGGCUUGGGUGGUCAAAUGUCUGAGCUACCCCAGGUCCCCAUGGCAGCAGAGGUGGUACCUGCCUGUGCUGGCCCAUGGAACAGAGGCAGCAUUGGGCUAACUGUGGGUAUGAGGAGGGAUAAGGGCUGAUUUGGACCCCAGGCUUCUGCCCUGGAAAGCACUUUUGUCUGCAGAUUCUUUAAGUGGCUUCUGAUCUGUAAAUAAAAUCAAUACACUGUGAAUUACA